Messenger RNA from Rosa rugosa (rugosa rose), 1007 nucleotides. RefSeq lists its product as uncharacterized. The coding region runs from base 389 to 859 and encodes 156 amino acids. The record is from RefSeq and is a predicted model, not a curated record. The transcript is spliced from 5 exons. Lineage: Eukaryota; Viridiplantae; Streptophyta; Magnoliopsida; Rosales; Rosaceae.
CAAAAUCUCUCUCUCUCUCUCUCUUCACAAACCCUUACCAUCCCAACCUCCUUGACCGCGACUCCUUAAGACCUUCCUCGACUUCUCCGACUCGCCGCCCUUCACCAUCGAUCUCUCCUUCGAGUGGAUCCUCGACUCCCGUGACUCCGACGCCGAUCAGAUCAAGCUCAUUGAUCGCGCCCUGCAGUUGGGAUCGGUGCUCCUCGAGGUCGGUAAGAGCUCGGCGAGACGACGAGCCUCCAAGCACAGUGAUAGGCACCAGCCUGUGAGAGGUUCUCUCAUUAAAGAGAUUUUCAGUGUGGCGAAUGAGAUCCAUAGCUCAGCUACUAGGAAGAACAAGGAAUGGCAAGAGAAGCUCCCUAUUGUUAUAUUGAAAGCAGAAGAGCUUAUGUACUCUAAAGCCAAUUCUGAGGCUGAAUAUACGGACCUUAAAACGCUUUGGGACCGGGCAAAUGAUGCCAUUAAUACCAUAAUUCGCCGCGAUGAAAGCAUUGAAACCGGGGAAGUGUUACUUCAGCCUUGUAUUGAAGCGUUCUUGAUGCCUAAGUGGUUCGCAAAGCGUUUCUUACAUCCUGAUAUAGUUGAUCAAUAUAGUCGCAUUCUUCUACGGGAUGAGGACCUUGGAGUUGACAAUUUCAAUCCUCAAAGGUAUGUGUCCAUUAUUCGAAAGGAAGGGCUUGAAAUAUCACAACCGACACUUGAUUUUUCCAAGACAGAGGUGAACUACAUGGAAAAACUUUCGAAAGAGGAGGGGAUUCAGAAGAAACUCAGCAAGGAUAUUUUGCAAUAUAAAGCUCAUAUAAUCAAGAUAUUUGCGGAACAUAGGCACAAUUGGAUCUCUGCAGAUUUAGAGUUUUAGAAAUUUGCCUAGGGCUUAGGAUGCAAGUCACUGGUGAAUUGUAAACUCCAAUUUAUUAAAUAAAUUAACUUUUUGUAUCUUUUUAUGAUGUCACUGUUAUGUUUAGUUUUCCUUAAUAAAACAUUACUUUUAUAGAUCUUUUACAGCA